ACCUGGGGCUUCCUGGUAAUCAUCUCCCGUCGUUGGUGCGUGCUCUCCGACGCCGUAAAUCCUCCUCAUUUCCUCUGUUUCUUCGCUUUUUCUUCUUUGUUUACAUUAAUUUUUUUUCAGUUUUAAGUGUUGAAGUGAAUUAAUGGAAUUCGAGAUUAGUCUUAAGCCGUGUACAAUAAGCCGAUGCUCUGGAUUCAAUAAUGAAGGCAGCAUGGUUAUGUGCACGGAGAUUGAAUCCUCAGAGUCGUCAUGUCUGCUCCCUCUGAUCCCUCUUCAAUGGGUUUUAAUGAUUUGGGGGCCUGGAUUAGACUCACAUUUUAGGCACUUAUCGAUUUUUCCUGGUGAAUUCGAUCGGACUUUUGAUUUCGCCUUUCAAAUUUGCAGAAUGAAUCUCGUUUUCAUGGUGGCGGACCGGUAAUGGCCGCUCCGUCAUUGCAAAAUGGAACUCAUGUUAGGCUUCUAGGGUUUGAUCUGUUAAAUCUCACCAUGAAUCCAACAGAUCAGACCUUUUCCGAUCGCAAUGGAGUUAGAUUCUCGCGAGUUGAGUGCGUCGGAGUUGUCGUGAGCCGGGAGUUCAAGCCGGGAAGGUUUCUGAGGCUCGUGAUCGACGACUCCACCGGCUGCAUCCCCUGCGUGCUGUGGCUCAACCAGUUGUCGUCUCCCUACUUUUCGCGUCGGAGCCUCCCGGAUGUUCGUGCGGUCGCUUCUAUUGCGGCGAAGUUCUCUGAGGAGGCCCAGAUUGGUGUCCUUGCUAGAAUCCGCGGCAGGAUCACCGGAUUCCGGGGAGAGGUUCAGAUUACGGUGGCGGACGUUUUUGUCGAAAGAGAUCCAAACUUUGAGAUUCUGCAUUGGUUGGAUUGUGUGAGAUUGUCACGUAAUUGUUACCCUAAAAAAGAUUCAAACUUGGUCUAAUGAAUAUCAUGUUGCAAGUGGGGAAAAAUGGGAACUUAAAAUUAACCAAAACAGAGGAAAUAAGCAAACUGUUAAAUGUGCUUAAUUGUAAUGUGAGACGGCGGAAUGCUGAACGGAGAUGCUAGAGGAUUACGGUCGUUGGGGAAGUAGUGGAACGGGUAGACAAAGAAAGAAUGGGAAGGAGAUGAUUAGGUAGGAUUUAGGGUUUCUCACCAGAUAGGAACUUAUGGAGAAUUAGAAUUAGAGUAGCCAAAAGGCUUGGUGCCUCAAAGGUUUUUUGUAGUGUGUUUAGUUUGGUUGGAAUCCU
This is a messenger RNA of Cuscuta campestris, 1219 nucleotides long. The record is from the annotation of a GenBank genome assembly. Lineage: Eukaryota; Viridiplantae; Streptophyta; Magnoliopsida; Solanales; Convolvulaceae.